This is a messenger RNA of Rotaria sp. Silwood1, 246 nucleotides long. NCBI's taxonomy places the organism in Eukaryota, Metazoa, Rotifera, Eurotatoria, Philodinida, Philodinidae. The record is from the annotation of a GenBank genome assembly.
AUGUCUGAUACACAUAAUAAUUCUAAUACUGAACAAGAUGAACUAGAACUUAGUAUUGGCUCGCUAUUAAAUCAUUUAGUUAACCAAGUUGUGUUGAUGCGUAAACAACGUCUUGCCAAGUUAAACAAAAAACGUGUACGUCGAUAUCGAAAACGAAAAAGAGAAGCAAAUCAAUCGGAAUAUAUGCGUAGAAUACGAGAACAAAGACGAAAAAACCGACAAGCACAUCAAUUAAAGAAAACCUAA